This is a messenger RNA of Paramormyrops kingsleyae, 5196 nucleotides long. The record is from RefSeq and is a predicted model, not a curated record. Lineage: Eukaryota; Metazoa; Chordata; Actinopteri; Osteoglossiformes; Mormyridae.
UGUUCCGCUAGGGGACCGUCUGUUAUAUUUUUAGCGUGGCAUGGAGGCCGUACCGUCCAUGUGAGGAAGGGCACAGCUGGGGACAAGAUGAGUCUCUCCGUCUGACACUCCAGGCUGGGACUUGCAGGCGGCAGCCAGUAGCCCCCUAACCGGCACUCACACAGGGUUUUUAGUCCAGUGUGAGUUUGUCGCCUGCAAUAAACACCUCCUGGGGGAAUAUAUUCUGAUGGCUGCCAGUUAUGGAAGUACUCCUCAACCAGGCCUGCUCUCCCAGCAGUACCCACCACCCCUGCUCCCAAAGCCAGGAAAGGACAACGUCCGGCUGCAGAAGUUACUCAAGAGAACAGCCAAGAAGAAGGCUGCUCCGCCGGCCACACAGGCACCUGCGCCCUAUCGCUCCAGCCUCUCUCCUGUGAGUGAGGCCAGUCCUGACCUUGAGAAGAGUGACCCCUCAACCCCACCCAGGACACCAGAGACCCCGAUCUAUGGAAGUACUGUGCAGCCCAGGUUCUUCAUCAGACCCCUCUAUCAACACACUGCGUCACCUUACCCAGUACACCGAAAUUAUGGGAAAACAGCUAGGAUUUCCCCACAGACCUACACAGCUUCAGUCUGCACCAGUCCCCAGCUAGUGGCCUCACUGUAUACAUACACCCCAUCACAAUCAUCAACAUCACAAACUCCAGCUGCAGCUCAGCUUCCUGAGCAGGCAGUCAUGCCAUCAUUACUAAUUACGAGAUCAGACCCAGCUACAGUGCCCUCAAUAUCCCAUGUUUCAAGUCAGGGAAGGACAAUUCAUGGAAAGCACAGUCUACAGAUAAUUAUCACUGAGGCUCCCAAAUCCAAAAAACCCAUGUUUGAUGUCCCCCAAAUAACAAUGUAUACAGCUAAAUCUCCAUUUCAAGAGAGGUCAAAGUCACCUUUCUAUGAGAGUUCAGGGGUGAAGACAUUUCAUUAUGGAACAACAACACCCAGGAGUAAAACACCUACAUUUGAGGUAAAGAGAGUGGCAACACCUACAUCUGAAAUCAGGAGAGUUACCACACCUAUAUCUGAAGUGAGCAGAGGUAUUACACCAACAUCUGAUAUGAAGAGAGGUGUAACCCCUACAUCUGAAAUCAGGAGAGGUACCACACCUAUAUCUGAAGUGAGCAGAAGUAUUACACCAACAUCUGAUAUAAAGACAGGUACAACCCCUACAUCUGAAAUCAGGAGAGGUACCACACCUAUAUCUGAAGUGAGCAGGGGUAUUACACCAACAUCUGAAGUAAAGAGAGGUGCAACCCCUACAUCUGAAAUCAAGAAAAUUGUUGCAUCCAUUGCUGAAGAGAACAAAGGUACAACACCAACACGUGAGAUUUCUGUGGCAAGACGACCCAAAACACCUUCAUACCAAACCCCUCGAGCAAAAACACCUGUUUUUGAAAAACCAAGGGUCAACCCACUUUUAUUUGCAACUUUCACUGUUACAACCACAUCAGGAGAUGCUCACGACUCCACAGUCAGAAAGGACCCACAGACACUCAAAGUGCCAAAUUCUGUUGAGACUCCAGCUGAGCCUGAAAGUCUUAAACAAUCUCUUUCAUCUGAAUCUGCAGAAACACCAGCAAAGGAUGACACUCCUGCUGAAACACCAAAUGAGACUUCUAAGUACACAGCUCUUUCCACCGUGUACCAAAGACCAAAAACUCCUACAUAUGAAGCUCCUAAGCCCACAUCUCUUCCAAAUGGAUACCAAACUCCCACAUACAAAACAUCUAAGCCUAAAACAUCUCAAUUUGGGUAUCAGAGACCUAAGACACCAACAUAUGAGGCCCUAAAACCUAAAAACAAAUCAAAAUAUUAUGGACUCACUCCAGCUGCACCUAUUGGUUAUGGUGGUAUCCAGAGUGAUACACCAGAUUCUGGAAUUUCUAGGUCCAAGACCCCAACAUAUGACCCAAACAUAUCUAAAGUAGCACCUACAGUAGCACCUACCUUGCCCGAAGUCACAAAGCCUCAGGUAGCUUCUAAAGAACCAGAAAUAUCAGUGGGCAGUGAAGUAUCAGUAACGCAAGUUCAUGGGAUGGAAAAUUCAGUCCCAAGACCAAAAACCACUUCCAAUGAAGUGAGAACAACAGUUGAGGCAGAAGAAAUUCCAACAAAGCUAUCUGAUGAAGAAAAAUCUAAAGUUCACACGUUUGGAGUAAAGAGAGUUAAAACACCUACUCGAGAAACUCAAAAGGUUGAAACAUCAACCAUAGAACCAUCAAUAGCAACAAUCCCUAUGGAGACCCAAAGAGCAAAAACACCAACAUAUGAGGCUCCAAAAAUAACAACAGAUAUUUCUGAAACACAGGAGAUUCCAGACUCUACUUUAGUAGAAACACCAUCUUCAAAACUAAAAGCACUGAACGCAUCUACAAAAAAAUCAUUACAAGAUGGUCCUUCUGUGUUUCAUGCAAAUGAGAAAAGCACCCCGCCACACCCACUUACUGGGGUUAAAAGUCCUGCCAAGCACAUAAGUAGUGCCAAGGUACUGACCAACCAAGUUGUGGCUGUGCUUAAUAGCGUAAAACAAACACCACAGUCAGAGGAGGCACUCAUACUCAAAACACCUGCUGACAAAACGGAGGCCAUUGCAAUUAAUUUGCCUACCUCUUCUCACCAAAUUAUUGCACCAGCUCUAAGUGAUGGUGGAAUUAGGCCUCCUGAUCAAAUGGGUGGCGAAGCGAUGCAAACUGACUCAGCUAACAGUGAGGUUACAGCUUCAGAAAUAAAAGGUCUCAAAGAGCAUAUGACUUCAGUCAUACUAUCGUCUAAGGGGAAGAGUGGAACAGGAGACAAAUCACUACCAGAGGGAGAAGGUUUUCCGAAAACAAUGCCAAAAACAAAGGGCUUAAAAUCCAAGGUCAGCGCUUGGUCUAGGCUCAAGAAACACAUGGUCGUUGAGCCCGAAGAGCCAAAGUUUCCAGAACCAGAGUCUGAGUCCAAGAAAGAUGUUGACCAGGAGGAGAAGACAGAUGGGCAGAAAAAGCCCACUGAGCCUGGUUUAGAAUCUGGGAGUCAGGGUGAGAUGAGGGGCAAAGAUUCCCCCAGGGCCAUGAAGAUGUGGGAUGCUGUCCUCUUCCAGAUGUUUUCCACCCAAGAGAAUAUCUUGCAGCAGAUAAAUGCCAACAAGAGUGAAGAAGAAAAAACAGCAAGGAACACAGAAGAGAUUCCGUCAUUUGUGUUUCGCUUACCACUGCUCCUCUACAGCCCGCAGUUCAACGCUAGAAAACUGAAGGAAGCUGCUUCGAGGCCCACCACAAAAAUAUUGACAGUGUUUGAGUUGGGGCUGAUAGGUCGCAAGAAUCAAGAUGAGGACCCGAAAGAUUUUAACAGAACCGCGAAAGGAUUCAAUGCUUCAAAAAGCACAGAGGCUUGAUUGAUGGUGGUGGGGGGGUGGUGCUUAUGCUGUUAGCUUAUGUUAGCGUUCUCCCUUCUCCUGAUCAAUCCUUGUUAAAUAAAUAAAAAUUAUACAUAUAAGCUGAUAAAUAACCAAUGAUAAUAUCAUCAUUGCUAUAAUUGCAUAUUGCAAAUUGUCACAAUUUGCGAUUUCUCCCCAUAUACACCCGUGGAAAAAAUUAAGAGAUCGCAGGACAAUUUUUUGUUUGACUCAUUUCUUAAUUUCUGGGUGUGUCUGUGAAACAAAAAUAUAUAUUUUUUUGCAAACUGCAGCCUGGUUCUUCUCUAUUUCCCAUUAACAAAAGGCUUCUUUCUUGUUUCAUUAGACUUCAGUCCUGCUUCUGAGCCUGAUAUGUCCAGCAGCAGUGCACUUAACACCUGCACUUAACAUUUCCCAUUCCUUUUGAAGGUCACUUGAUGUCAUCCUACGAUUCAUGAGAAACUGUCAGAUAAGUUAAUGGUCAUCUCUGGCAUUAGAAUGUCGCUUCCGCCCUUAACCUGGCUGGCUUCUGGUCGUUCCCGGUGUCUCCUGCUUCAGUUUCUUCUUGUGUACUUGUUAGAAAUUUUGAACCUAGCAGCAACCUGCUGCUCAGCGUAACCUUCUGCCAGCAGAACUAUGAUUAAACCAGGAUUUAAAAAUGCAGAUUUGUUUAAAAAUAAAGAAUGGUCUCUUAACUUUUUCCACGGCUGUAUUUCAUGGUACACUUCUAGAUAACUAGCAUGGUCAUGCAACUGUUGGGUUCUUCAGACUGUAAACCCUCGCCGUGUUGAGCUGCUCCAGCAUUUAUAGCACUAAGAAAGCACAUGUUCUUACAUAUCGAAAUGUCAUAAUGUUCUGGAGAUGCUCUCUGACGUGAGAGUGUUUUGAUGGAUGAGUUAAAGAAAAUGGAGAAAUUAAGAGGCUAAAUCAACAUGCUGAGCCAUUAAAUUAUAUAAUUUCUGUUAAACUAUUGGUUUUCUCUGCACUAUGAAUAGUUUCAAGUAGAUCAAAGCUGACCAGCCAUAACUUCUGAUAUGACAGAAUAUGAGCUUGUGGUGCAUGAAAGGAUUUUCCCACUGUCUUCUGAUAAACUCAAUAAUCUUUCAUGCCAAAUAGUCGAUAUGGUUUUUAUUAAACCAAGAAAUAUUGACAUUUUGGUAAAACCAAAAAAAAUAAAAAAAAAUAAACAGGAACAAAGAUUUUUUUUUCAUAAAUAACAAAUUGUGGUUUUGUCUGAAAAACAGUCAUAUGCUUUUUUUGUGAAGGGCGUUUAGUCAAAUUCAGUAUUUGUGUUUUUUUCUCUUCUAUACAUUUUCCAGUAAUAUGGUGCUUCUUAAAUAGGAAACAAUCUCAGAGUUCUGAGCCACAGCUGUGAUAGUAGGAGGUGGUGGGAGGGGGGCAGGGGGGGACUAUGAGCAAAUUGUUUCCAUGCAUAUUAACCAGACGUAUACAUUUUUUAAAUUUCAGCUGCUUCAGAGUAAUUGUGUCUGCUAAGUUCCUAUAGUAAAUAAAAAUAAAAGAAUAUGGGCAGCUAUUACGAGUACAGAAACACAACGCAGGUUAGGCGUGAAGAAAUGUGGUUUUCAGAGGGAUAGCUUUGAUGCAGAGUUGAAAACUCAUUGUGUGGGGAAGGACUAGAGAGAAGGCAGACAGACAUGGAGAGCGGGCGAUGGAAAGAAUGGAAGAAUGGAUCUAUGUGCAACGAAGACAAUGUCAUUGCAAGUUCCUGUAUGAGUCUUUGUUUUCAGGACAUCAAAAUGCGAAAUAAAGCAGUACUACAAUGUCCGGUU